AUGGCAUUCGCGCAAUUAUCGCCAAACUCCAAGGGUGCUAAUCAAGCCACCGCGACGCUUGCCAGGCUGGCAUUACACUACAUUGCCCCACACUUCGCCUGCUCCACUCCACCAUCAGUGCAGUGCUCUGCUCUCCACUCACGAACUCCCCCCAUCCGCGAGCCGCCGACACUCCGUUACUGCUCUGCUCACCCCUUGCCCCCAUCCGCCAGUUACGGCCAAAGCUCGGCGGCGAUGGACCUGCGGCGGCGGCGGCUGGCCAUGGUGGCGGUGUGGGCCGCCACACUGACGGCGGUGGCGGAGGGGUUCGACAUCCUGCAGAUCCUGGGGAAGCACGACGAGUUCUCGCAGUUCUGCAAGCUGCUCAACGAGACGCACCUGGCGGGGGACAUCAACCGGGACCGGACCAUCACCGUGCUCGCCGUGGCCAACGGCGACAUGGGCCACCUCACGGGGGGACACUACUCGCUCGGCACCCUCCGCCACAUCCUCGAGCUGCACGUCGUCGCCGACUACUACGACGACAAGAAGCUCAAGCAGCUGUCGCACGCCGCCACCGCCGCAUCCACCUUGUUCCAGCGAUCCGGAUUUGCCCCCGGCAUGGCAGGGUACGUGAACAUAACGCAGCACCGCGGCGGCAAGGUGUCGUUCAUCGUGGACGACGCGGCGGACACCGUGAAGCCCGUCACGUACGUGAAGCAGAUCGAGAGCCACCGGUACGACUACUCGGUGCUCCAGGUGAGCGGCGUGCUGUCGUCCCCGGAAGCCGAGGCGCCCGUGGCCCCGCCGGCGCCCGUCAACCUCACCGACAUCCUCUCCAAGAAGUACUGCAAGAGCUUCGCGGGGCUGCUGGCGGCCGACCCCAAGGUGUUCGACACCCUGAAUGGCACCAAGGACACGGCGCUCACCAUCUUCUGCCCCCCCGUCGACACGGCGGUGGCGGCCUUCAUGCCCAAGUUCAAGAACCUGACGGCCAAGGCCAAGACGGCCAUCCUGCUGUACCACACCGUGCCGGACUACUACUCCAUGCAGUUCCUCAAGUCCAACAAGGGCAAGGUCACCACGCUCGCCACCACCAGCGUCGCCAAGAAGGACUACACCUACGAGGCCGAGAGCAAGGAGGACACAGUCACGCUCGACACCACCGUCGUCACCUCCACCAUCCAGGCCACCGUCAGGGACGACGACCCGCUCGCCGUCUAUGCUGUGUCCAAGUUCCUGCAGCCUAAGGAGCUGUUCAAGGCGAAAACGGCAGACCUCGCGCCUGCGCCCGCUCCAGAAGCAGGGCCAAAGAAGAAGAAGAAGAAGAAGCCCAGCAGCGGCUCGGCAGCCUCUGCGCCUUCGGACGAAUCUGCAGAUGGCCCGUCUGCCGACGACUCAUCUGACGAUGCCGCGGACAAGGCCGCCGCUGCGCCGUCGUCCCUGUUCGCCCGGUGGGUGACGAUCGCCGUGGCGCUGGCGCUGGCGUUGGCGGCCUAA
Messenger RNA from Miscanthus lutarioriparius, 1479 nucleotides. The record is from the annotation of a GenBank genome assembly. NCBI's taxonomy places the organism in Eukaryota, Viridiplantae, Streptophyta, Magnoliopsida, Poales, Poaceae.